UGCAGGGGCAGGAAAGAUCAGCUCCAGGUCACACAGGAAGCCUCUGCCUCCCACGCAACCUUCCUUCCCGGUAGCCAAGUGCAGGGAACUGCUUCCUGCCCCAGAACCUGAGGGUGGGGUUAGGAACGUGGGCCACAAUAAGCAGGGGCGUCAGGAGGUCGCCCUGUGAGAGCACCUGGGCCAGCCCUCAGCCCCAUAGGGCUGCUCAGAGGCCAGCACCACCCCCAUCCCCUCACAGCAAGCAGUGUGGGACCCCGACUCCAGACCCUGAAACGGAUGAUCCGUCUUCAGCAAGGUCACCACAGUUGGCCUUUGGAAGGAAAAGCAGUAAGCCACCUGAGCCCCGCAUGUUGGCCACACUCAGAGUAUCGAGUGAGCAUCACUCGACACCUGCAAGAAGGGUGCACAGGGUGUUCAGCAAGCUGUCACUUAGAACGACAUUCCCUCCAGAACGUCACACAGCCACCAGAGACAACUGCAGAUGGCCACCCUUCUACAGGCUGUGUGUGUGUUAACUCACUCCACCCUCACAGCAGCCCAACAGGGCAGCACAGCCAGCGUCCCACUUUGCAGACAAGCAACAGACACAGAGAUCGCUUGUCCGUCAUGUCCUGCUCAUCAAUGGCAGGGCAGAGACUCAAAGCCAGUACGCUGGCUCUGACAUUUUCACUCUUCAACACAUGCUCCAAGCUAUGUGGGUCUAUCCAUACUGACCAGCGACAGCUCAACACACACCACACUGUAAAGCUGUACACGUGCUCACGUGUGUGACGCAGGCAGGGAGAGAGGUGAAGGACAGCCACCACAAAGCUCACAACUGUCUCCUAUACAGAGCAGAAUGUGAAACACUCUCUCCCCUUCCAUCUUUGGACUUUCAUACAUGGUUUGGAUUGUUUUGGAUUGCAUAGCUCUCACUUUCACAAAAAUAAACAGUUGUAAAAAAAAA
Molecule: messenger RNA, 946 nt
Organism: Rhinopithecus roxellana (golden snub-nosed monkey)
Lineage: Eukaryota; Metazoa; Chordata; Mammalia; Primates; Cercopithecidae
Exons: 1
Coding region: 277-771 (164 amino acids)
Source: RefSeq, a predicted model, not a curated record